Messenger RNA from Didymodactylos carnosus, 504 nucleotides. The record is from the annotation of a GenBank genome assembly. Lineage: Eukaryota; Metazoa; Rotifera; Eurotatoria; Philodinida; Philodinidae.
AUGCGUGAAAUGAAAGUUUUCGAAGCAAUUCAUGGUGUUUUCCAUCAUCAACAUAAUUUAUGGCAAGCUAGAUACGACGAUAUUGGUCAUAAUAAAAUUAGUUUACAUGGUGCAAAAGUAAUAGCAUUGAUGUUAGAAAUAAACAGAGCACUUUUGUAUCUAAAUAUUAGUGGAAAUUCAUUGACAGAUGAUGGUUUAGUAUCGAUUGCCAAAGCAUUAAAGCUCAAUAAAAGUUUAAUUAGACUCGAUAUUGAUGAAUGUGGUUUUUCUGAUGAAGGUUUAUCAGAACUUUCAAAAGUAUUAACUGAAAAUUCAAUAUUAACCCAUUUGUCAAUGUUUAGAAAUGAGCAUAUUACAGAUGAUGGUAUUAAUACACUUUUAAAUGCUUUAGAAAUUAAGAAAACACUUUUGGUUGUUUUCAUAUCGAAUACUACGAUUUCAAGUAUAAUGAAAAACAAAGUUCGAUAUAUUUUACAUAGUAAUAUUUUUCACAUUUCUAAAUAA